Messenger RNA from Rubroshorea leprosula, 659 nucleotides. NCBI's taxonomy places the organism in Eukaryota, Viridiplantae, Streptophyta, Magnoliopsida, Malvales, Dipterocarpaceae. The record is from the annotation of a GenBank genome assembly.
UAGCCGUCGAUCUCCAGCUCAAGCCUCUAUCUCCUUCAGCCUCCAGCCUUCAUUAAACGCUGCACUUUCAGAUCACGCCUCUCCUCUAUUCUCCAGCAGUCCAGCAUCCAACGAUCGUUGAGGCUUGAGCUCCACUCCUCGCAGGUGGUCCAGCCACUCCAGCCGCUACCGGCGGUCCAGAUCUAGCCACAACUCUCUCUUCCUCCACUCUCCAGCAACCAACAGCCUAGCUCCAUCUCAGGGGCAAAGAAGCAAUGGAUCCUCUUAGUCUUGACAAUAUUGACAUAUUAGCUUAUUGGGUGGCUGAGGAGCCAACUCUUCUUGAUAAAGAUGAUUAUGAUGUAGAUUGGGCAGCAAUUGAUGAGUCUUUGCCAAAUCAAAUCCUUGAUGAUACUGAUAGUAUUGUUUAUGAUGAGGAAGAUGUCCCACAAGUUCCUCUUGAAAAUGAAAGUGAACAACUUUGGACUGGAGUUGGUGGAGUUACAGGUUAUGGAAUUCCUCCACAUGAGGAUCCUUAUAAUUAUGUACAAGAUCAUUAGUUUUGUUGUUUGUUUAUAAUUGUCACUUGACAGAAACAAUUGAAGAACUCUUAUGAUGAACCAUUAAGUAUAUGUUUCAUCAUUCAGUCUUUUUAACUUUUAUAAAUUGAAUGUGAUUUG